CAAAACACGAGCCUCGUGUGGAGAAGUACUACAUGAUGCCUAGUAGGGCGCAAUGCAAACUUAACAAAGACUCCGGCGCUCACUCAUAAAACCUCUCUUCUCUCUUCACCCUAACCUCUAAUUUCUUCUACUUCUUCUUUAACCUAACCAAUUGCUCCCAGUUUUGGUUCGUUCACAAACCCUAGAAAUACGAUCAAUCACAUUCAUCAAUCGCCAAAUUGCUUUCGUUCUUCUCUGUUAGGGUUUAGGGUUAACCCUUUCAUCCCUCGCAAUCAUGAGUCCCGUUCAGAAUUUCGAGCAACAUUCUCGUCAUCUCGUUGAGCCUGAUCUCACGAUACAGGCGAGAUUGCAAAUGGUGAUGGAGGUUAGGGAUAGUCUUGAGAUUGCUCACACUGCCGAGUAUUUGAAUUUUUUAAAGUGUUAUUUUCGGGCAUUCUCGGCGAUACUACUGCAAAUUACAAAGCCACAGUUUGUGGAUAAUCCUGAGCAUAAGCUGAGGAAUAUUGUGGUUGAGAUAUUGAAUAGGCUUCCGCACAGUGAAGUUCUCCGGCCUUUUGUACAGGAUCUCUUGAAGGUUGCGAUGCAAGUGCUUACAACGGAUAAUGAAGAAAACGGGUUGAUUUGUAUUCGUAUAAUCUUUGACCUUUUGAGGAACUUUAGGCCAACUUUAGAAAAUGAAGUCCAGCCUUUUCUUGACUUCGUAUGCAAGAUUUACCAAAAUUUUAAGUUGACCGUUAGUCAUUUCUUUGAGAACAUGGCGAUGACAGGGGAGGAUGUCAAGCCGAUGGAUACACUUUCAGAUCAAAGUAUAAACCCUGCCACUGCCACUGGCUCGCAGCUCAAUCCAAGCACUCGCUCGUUCAAGAUAGUUACGGAGAGUCCACUGGUGGUGAUGUUUCUGUUUCAACUGUAUAGUCAUUUCGUUCAAGCAAAUAUUCCUCAAUUAUUGCCUUUGAUGGUUGCUGCUAUAUCUGUCCCUGGCCCUGAAAGGGUUCCUCCUUAUCUGAGAACUCAUUUCACUGAACUCAAGGGCGCACAGGUCAAGACGGUUUCAUUUUUGACUUACCUGUUGAAAAGCUAUGCCGAUUAUAUAAGGCCACAUGAAGAAAGUAUAUGUAAAAGCAUCGUGAAUUUGCUUGUAACAUGUACCGACUCUGUAACCAUUAGAAAGGAGUUGUUAAUAUCCCUGAAACAUGUCCUUGGAACUGAUUUCAGGAGAGGCUUAUUUCCUCUGAUUGACACAUUAUUGGAACAAAGGAAUCUGGUUGGGACUGGGCGAGCAUGCUUUGAGACGCUGAGGCCCUUGGCUUAUAGUCUUCUGGCAGAAAUUGUACAUCAUGUUCGGCAAGAUCUGUCUUUAUCACAGUUGUCGCGGAUAAUUUACUUAUUUUCAAGUAAUAUGCACGAUGCUUCUUUAUCAUUGAGCAUCCACACCACUUGUGCUCGCUUGAUGUUGAAUCUGGUGGAACCAAUUUUUGAGAAAGGGGUUGAUCAGCAGUCUACAGAUGAAGCUAGGAUCUUAUUGGGCCGCAUUUUGGAUGCUUUUGUUGGGAAAUUCAGUACUUUCAAACGGACAAUACCACAGCUAUUGGAGGAAGGCGAGGAAGGAAAGGAUCGUUCUACCUUGAGAUCAAAGCUUGAACUCCCUGUGCAGGCAGUUUUCAAUAUUGUGGGCCCUCCUGAAUAUUCGAAGGAAGUAAAUGAUUACAAGCAUCUGAUUAAGACAUUAGUGAUGGGAAUGAAGACCAUCAUAUGGAGCAUCACUCAUGCACAUUCUCCUAGGUCCCAGGUGCUUGUCUCACCUUCGUCUAAUUUGCCACCACCUCAAGCAUCUAGGGGCAUGAGAGAAGAUGAGGUUUACAAAGCCUCUGGUGUUUUGAAAAGUGGCGUUCAUUGCUUAGCACUCUUUAAGGAGAAGGAUGAGGAGAGGGAAAUGCUUCAUCUCUUCUCACAAAUUUUGGCCAUUAUGGAACCUCGAGAUCUUAUGGAUAUGUUCUCUCUGUGUAUGCCUGAGCUUUUUGAGUGCAUGAUCUCCAACACGCAACUUGUCCAUAUAUUCUCCACACUUCUUGCAGCCCCUAAAGUGUACCGGCCAUUUGCUGAUGUGCUUGUUAAUUUUCUUGUAAACAGCAAACUUGAUGUGUUGAAAACCCCAGAUUCACCUGCAGCAAAACUGGUCUUGCAUCUCUUUCGGUUUAUAUUUGGUGCUGUUGCUAAAGCACCUUCAGAUUUUGAACGGAUUUUGCAGCCUCAUGUGCCUGUUAUAAUGGAAUAUUGCAUGAAAAAUUCUACUGAAGUUGAAAGACCUCUUGGUUACAUGCAGUUGCUUCGAACAAUGUUCCGAGCACUUUCAGGCUGCAAGUUUGAACUUUUGCUGCGGGACUUGAUCCCCAUGUUGCAACCGUGCCUCAAUCUGCUAUUGGCUAUGUUGGAAGGGCCAACGGUGGAAGAUAUGAGAGAUCUUCUAUUAGAGCUCUGCAUGACCUUGCCUGCCCGUUUGAGUUCUCUGUUACCAUACCUGUCUCGUCUUAUGAAGCCUCUGGUAUUAUGUCUUAAGGGAAGUGAUGAGCUAGUAAGUCUUGGUUUACGGACACUGGAGUUUUGGGUCGAUAGUUUAAAUCCUGACUUCCUAGAGCCUAGUAUGGCCAAUGUCAUGUCUGAUGUGAUUCUGGCCUUAUGGUCCCACUUAAGACCAGCUCCUUAUCCUUGGGGUGCUAAAGCAUUGCAGCUUCUUGGAAAAUUAGGUGGGCGAAACAGGCGAUUCCUCAAAGAGCCUCUGGCACUUGAGUGUAAAGAGAACCCUGAGCACGGGCUUCGCCUAAUUUUGACAUUUGAGCCUGCUACCCCAUUCUUGGUGCCACUUGAUCGAUGCAUAAAUCUUGCUGUAGAGGCUGUAAUGAACAGAAAUUGUGGCAUGGAUGCUUUCUAUCGAAAGCAGGCUCUCAGGUUCCUUCGCGUUUGCUUAUCAUCUCAGUUGAAUUUGCCUGGAACUGUUGCUGAUGAGGGAUGCACAUCCAAGCAGCUGUCUGCAAUGUUGGCUUCUACGGUUGAUCAACCAUCACGCAGGUCUGAGUCAAUGGAUGCAAAGGCUGACUUAGGAGUAAAGACAAAGACUCAACUUAUGGCUGAGAAAUCUGUUUUCAAGAUUCUUUUAAUGACUAUCAUUGCUGCCAAUGGUGAGCCAGAUCUCACGGAUUCUGCAGAUGAUUUUGUUGUCAAUAUAUGUCGCCAUUUUGCGAUGAUAUUUCAUAUGGAUUCUUCAUUCAGUAGUGUAUCAGUCGCUGCAAUUGGGGGUUCAUCAUUAUCUGUUCAUGUUGGUUCUAGGACUAAAUCUAGUAUUUGUUCAAAUCUGAAGGAGCUGGAUCCUUUGGUAUUCUUGGAUGCUUUAGUUGAUGUACUAGCAGAUGAAAACAGGCUCCAUGCCAAAGCUGCUCUUGAUGCUUUAAAUAUGUUUGCAGAAACACUUGUAUUUCUUGCUCGUUCAAAACAUACUGAUUUCAUAAUGUCCAGAGGGCCUGGUACACCUAUGAUUGUCUCCAGUCCAUCAAUGAAUCCCGUGUAUUCUCCUCCCCCUAGUGUUCGUGUUCCUGUAUUUGAGCAACUAUUGCCCCGUCUUCUGCAUUGUUGCUAUGGACUUAAAUGGCAAGCACAAAUAGGUGGUGUGAUGGGACUUGGUGCCUUGGUUGGAAAGGUCACGGUUGAGACCCUCUGCCUUUUCCAAGUAAGAAUUGUGCGUGGUCUAAUAUAUGUCCUUAAAAAGCUUCCCAUUUAUGCUAGCAAGGAGCAGGAAGAGACAAGUCAAGUACUCACUCAGGUUCUUCGAGUAGUGAAUAAUGCUGAUGAAGCAAACAGUGAGGCGCGGAGGCAAAGCUUUCAAGGAGUAGUAGAUUUUCUUGCACAAGAGUUAUUCAACCAGAAUGCCUCUAUCAUUGUGAGAAAGAAUGUACAAUCAUGCUUGGCACUUUUAGCUAGCAGGACUGGUAGUGAGGUGUCUGAAUUACUAGAGCCAUUGUAUCAGCAAUUUCUCCAGCCUCUCAUAAUGCGGCAACUUAAGUUAAAGACCGUUGAUCAACAGGUUGGAACAGUUACAGCAUUGAAUUUUUGUCUAGCCUUGAGGCCACCUCUUCUCAAGUUGACUCCAGAGUUAGUUAAUUUCCUCCAAGACGCAUUACAAAUAGCAGAGUCUGAUGACAAUGCAUGGGUUGCCAAGUUUAUCAACCCCAAAGUUGUGACAUCCUUGACUAAACUUCGGACAGCUUGCAUUGAACUGCUCUGCACCACAAUGGCAUGGGCUGAUUUUAAGACUCCAAAUCAUUCUGAAUUGCGUGCAAAGAUCAUCGCAAUGUUUUUUAAGUCUUUAACCUGUCGGACUCCAGAUAUUGUUGCUGUUGCAAAGGAAGGCCUACGACAGGUUAUAAAUCAAAGGAUGCCCAAGGAACUUUUACAAAGCAGCCUUAGGCCUAUACUGGUCAAUUUAGCUCACACAAAAAAUCUCAGCAUGCCUCUUCUGCUAGGCCUUGCCCGCUUGCUUGAGCUAUUAUCCAAUUGGUUCAAUGUUACCUUGGGCGGAAAACUUUUAGAGCAUCUAAGGAGGUGGCUGGAGCCCGAAAAAUUGGCACAGUGUCAGAAGUCAUGGAAGGCUGGUGAAGAACCGAAGAUAGCUGCAGCUAUAAUUGACCUGUUUCACUUGCUUCCUCCCGCUGCUUCAAAGUUCCUCGAUGAACUUGUAACCUUGACUAUUGAUUUGGAAGGAGCUCUUCCCCCUGGACAAGUAUACAGUGAAAUAAAUAGUCCAUACCGCCUCCCAAUUACAAAGUUUUUAAAUCGAUAUGCACCCGUUGCAGUUGAUUAUUUUCUUAGUCGAUUAAGUGAACCAAAAUAUUUCAGGCGUUUUAUGUAUAUAAUUUGUUCAGAAGCCGGUCAGCCGUUGAGAGACGAACUUUCAAAAUCACCACAGAAGAUACUUUCAAGUGCAUUCUCCGAAUUUAUGCCCAAAUCUGAAGUGGCAAUGGCUUCAUCAUCCACAAUUGCAAAUGCUACUUUGUCAGGUGAAGAAAACCAUGUCUCUGCAUCGAGCGAUGGCUCCAAUGUUCUUGUUCCUACUCCAAAUGCAACUUCCGAUGCUUACUUUCAGGGUCUAGCACUUAUUAAAACCCUGGUCAAAUUAAUGCCUGGCUGGUUACAAAGUAAUCGUGCCGUGUUUGAUACAUUAGUAUUAGUAUGGAAGUCACCUGCCAGAAUAUCCCGGCUUCAAAAUGAGCAGGAACUGAACCUAGUGCAAAUUAAGGAAAGUAAAUGGCUUAUCAAGUGCUUCCUGAAUUACUUAAGACAUGACAAAAAUGAAGUAAAUGUUCUGUUUGAUAUACUUACCAUAUUCUUAUUUCAUAGUCGAAUUGACUAUACAUUCCUGAAGGAGUUUUACAUCAUCGAGGUUGCAGAAGGUUAUCCUUCGAGCAUGAAAAAGGCCCUCCUGUUACAUUUUCUCAACCUUUUCCAAUCAAAACAACUUGGUCACGACCACUUGGUGAUUGUAAUGCAAAUGCUCAUUCUUCCGAUGCUUGCACAUGCCUUUCAAAAUGGCCAAAGUUGGGAAGUGGUCGAUCCUGCAAUUAUAAAAACAAUCGUUGACAAACUUCUGGAUCCUCCAGAAGAGAUUUCUGCAGAAUAUGACGAGCCUUUGCGAAUAGAAUUAUUGCAGCUUGCAACUUUGCUUCUUAAGUAUCUUCAGAAUGAUCUUGUCCAUCAUAGGAAGGAACUAAUAAAGUUCGGCUGGAACCAUCUUAAGCGUGAAGAUACUGCAAGCAAACAAUGGGCAUUUGUGAAUGUUUGCCAUUUCUUGGAGGCAUAUCAAGCUCCUGAAAAAAUAAUACUUCAGGUUUUUGUAGCUCUUCUUAGGACCUGCCAACCAGAAAAUAGAAUGUUGGUCAGGCAGGCUCUUGACAUUCUAAUGCCAGCACUGCCAAAACGUUUGCCGCUUGGCGAUUCUCGGAUGCCCAUAUGGAUAAGAUACACUAAGAAAAUACUUGUUGAAGAAGGGCACUCAAUUCCGAAUCUUAUUCACAUUUUCCAACUUAUAGUCCGCCAUUCAGACCUCUUCUACAGCUGCAGAGCACAGUUUGUUCCUCAGAUGGUGAAUUCUCUGAGUCGCCUUGGAUUGCCAUAUAAUACCACAACAGAGAACAGACGUCUUGCCAUUGAACUUGCUGGAUUAGUUGUUAACUGGGAGAGGCAAAGACAAAAUGAGAUGAAAGUUGUUACUGAUUCUGAUGCUCCGAACCAAAUCAAUGAUGUCUUUAAUCCUAGCUCAGCCGAGUCUAAGCGAUCUGUGGAAGGGUCCACAUUUCCUGAUGAUACAACUAAGCGAGUAAAAGCAGAACCUGGUCUUCAACCCCUUUGUGUCAUGUCACCUGGUGGUCCAUCAUCAAUCCCUAACAUUGAAACUCCGGGAUCUUCUAGUCAACCUGAUGAAGAAUUUAAACCAAAUGCUGCUAUGGAGGAAAUGAUUAUAAAUUUUCUUAUCAGAGUUGCUCUGGUUAUAGAACCCAAGGACAAAGAAGCAAGUGCCAUGUACAAACAAGCUUUGGAGCUACUUUCACAAGCUUUAGAGGUGUGGCCGAAUGCAAAUGUAAAAUUUAAUUAUUUGGAGAAGUUGUUGAGCAGUAUACAACCAUCUCAGGCAAAGGACCCUUCCACUGCGCUGGCACAGGGUUUGGAUGUCAUGAACAAAGUUUUAGAGAAACAACCUCACAUGUUCAUAAGAAACAACAUAAACCAGAUUUCUCAAAUUCUUGAACCAUGUUUCAAGCAUAAACUUUUAGAUGCUGGCAAGUCUUUCUGUUCACUGUUGAGGAUGAUUUGUGUUGCUUUUCCCCAAGAAGCAGCUUCAACACCUGCUGACGUUAAGUUGUUGUACCAGAAGGUUGAUGAUUUGAUACAAAAGCAUGUUACCACCGUCACAGCUCCUCAAACAUCUAGUGAUGAUAAUAAUGCCGGUGCAAUUAGUUUCUUAUUGCUUGUCAUUAAAACCUUGACCGAGGUACAGAGGAAUUUCAUUGAUCCUUUAGUUUUGGUUCGCCUUCUUCAGCGCCUUCAGCGUGAUAUGGGUUCAUCCGCAGGUUCUCAUAUAAGACAAGGUCAAAGAACUGAUCCAGAUUCAGCAGUCACGUCUUCUCGUCAAGGUGUUGAUGUUGGAGCAGUUAUUUCAAAUGUAAAAUCAAUCUUAAAACUUAUUACAGAAAGAGUGAUGGUUGUUCCUGAGUGCAAGCGGUCUGUAUCUCAAAUAUUGAAUGCUUUGCUCUCAGAGAAAGGUAUCGAUGCUAGUGUACUUCUCUGCAUACUUGAUGUGAUUAAAGGGUGGAUUGAAGAUGAUUCUAAACAAGGAACUUCCAUCACAUCAAGUGCCUUUCUCAGUCCAAAGGAGAUAGUUUCUUUUCUUCAGAAGCUCUCACAAGUUGACAAACAAAAUUUCUCACCAACUCAUCUGGAUGAGUGGGACCAGAAAUACCUUGAACUUCUUUUUGGGCUUUGCGCUGAUUCAAAUAAAUACCCUUUAACCUUGCGUCAAGAGGUUUUCCUGAAGGUAGAAAGGACGUUUAUGCUUGGUUUAAGAGCUAGGGAUCCUGAAAUUAGGAUGAAGUUCUUCUCUCUGUAUCACGAGUCUCUUGCGAAAACUCUUUUCACCAGGCUUCAAUUCAUCAUCCAAGUUCAAGACUGGGCAGCUUUGAGUGAUGUCUUCUGGCUCAAACAAGGCCUUGAUCUUCUCUUGGCAAUAUUAGUUGAUGAUAAACCUAUCACACUAGCUCCAAAUUCUGCCAGGGUUCAACCACUUCUGGUAUCAAGCUCUCUUCUGGAAACGUCUGGAAUGCAGCACAAGGUUAAUGAUGCAUCUGAAGGAGCUGAGGAUGCUCCGCUAACUUUCGAGACUCUUGUGCUUAAGCAUACUCAGUUUCUUAACAACAUGAGCAAACUUGAGGUGGCUGAUCUAUUAAUUCCAUUAAGAGAGUUGGCCCAUACAGAUGCUAAUGUUGCAUACCAUUUGUGGGUUCUAGUAUUUCCAAUUGUCUGGGUUACAUUACAUAAAGAAGAACAAGUAACACUUGCUAAACCUAUGAUUACACUUCUUUCUAAAGAUUACCAUAAGAGGCAGCAAGCCAGUAGGCCAAAUGUAGUGCAAGCACUAUUAGAAGGGCUUCAGUUGAGCCAUCCUCAACCUAGAAUGCCAAGUGAGCUCAUUAAAUAUAUUGGGAAAACGUAUAAUGCAUGGCACAUUGCGUUGGCUUUGCUGGAAAGUCAUGUUAUGUUGUUUCCAAAUGAUUCCAAAUGCUGCGAGUCUUUGGCUGAGCUCUAUCGAUUGCUCAGUGAAGAGGAUAUGAGAUGUGGGCUUUGGAAGAAGAGAUCAAUCACUGCUGAAACCAGGGCAGGGCUUUCUCUUGUUCAGCACGGUUACUGGCACCGUGCUCAAAGUCUCUUUUAUCAAGCCAUGGUGAAGGCAACUCAAGGAACAUAUAACAACACUGUACCCAAGGCCGAGAUGUGUCUAUGGGAAGAGCAAUGGCUAUACUGUGCCAGUCAACUUAGUCAAUGGGAUGCACUGGCAGAUUUUGGCAAGAGUGUUGAGAAUUAUGAAAUUCUGCUCGAUAGUUUAUGGAAAUUGCCUGAUUGGACAUAUAUGAAGGAACAUGUUAUUCCGAAAGCUCAAGUGGAAGAAACUCCAAAACUACGUUUGAUCAAAGCAUACUUUGCUCUUCAUGAAAAAAAUACAAAUGGCGUGGGGGAUGCUGAGAACAUGGUGGUUAAAGGGAUUGAUCUUGCUCUAGAACAAUGGUGGCAGCUUCCAGAAAUGUCUGUUCAUUCCAGGAUUCCCCUUCUGCAGCAAUUCCAACAGUUAGUUGAAGUUCAAGAGUCGGCUAAGGUGCUAAUAGACAUUUCCAAUGGAAAUAAACUCUCUGGGAAUUCAGCAGUUGGCGUGCAAGGAAACCUUUAUGCUGAUCUAAAGGAUAUCCUUGAGACAUGGAGGCUAAGAACUCCAAAUGAAUGGGAUAAUAUGUCUGUUUGGUAUGAUUUGCUGCAGUGGAGGAAUGACACGUACAAUUCUGUCAUCGAAGCUUUCAAAGAUUUCGGCUCCACAAAUUCAGCACUUCAUCAUCUUGGAUACCGUGACAAAGCUUGGACUGUUAACAGGCUUGCUCAUAUUGCUCGCAAACAAGGACUAUUUGAUGUCUGUGUCAACGUACUCGAAAAAUUAUAUGGCUACUCGACCAUGGAAGUACAGGAAGCAUUUGUUAAGAUAGUUGAGCAGGCAAAGGCAUAUUUAGAAACAAAAGGAGAGGUUACAGCUGGUCUUAAUCUGAUCAACAACACUAAUCUGGAGUACUUUCCUCCAAAACACAAGGCUGAAAUUUUCCGCCUAAAAGGGGACUUCUUCUUAAAAUUGAAUGACUCUGAGAAUGCAAAUCUAGCUUAUUCAAAUGCAAUUAGUCUUUUUAAAAACCUGCCUAAGGGAUGGAUAAGUUGGGGAAACUAUUGUGAUAUGGCUUACAAAGAAACUCAUGAAGAAAUUUGGUUGGAAUAUGCUGUCAGCUGUUUCUUGCAAGGUAUAAAAUUUGGUGUGUCCAAUUCAAGAAGCCAUUUAGCCCGUGUUCUUUAUCUUCUUAGUUUCGAUACUCCUAAUGAGCCUGUUGGAAGGGCAUUUGAUAAGUACUACGAACACGUUCCACAUUGGGUUUGGCUGUCUUGGAUUCCACAGCUCUUGCUCUCCCUCCAGAGAACAGAAGCUCCUCACUGUAAACUUGUUCUUCUGAAGAUUGCAACCCUGUAUCCUCAAGCUCUGUAUUAUUGGCUGCGCACAUACUUGCUGGAACGACGUGAUGUUGCCAAUAAAUCUGAACUUGGGAGAAUAGCAAUGGCUCAACAAAGAGCACAACAAAGUGUUUCUGGGACUGGUGGAGGUUCUCACGGUGGCAUUGCUGAUGGAAAUGCAAGAACACAAGUUCCAGGUGAUAUUCAAGCUCACCAAGGCUCCCAGUCCGCUGGUGGAAUUGGAUCUCAUGAUGGUGGAAACUCACAUGGGCAAGAACCUGAGAGGUCCACAAGUGCAGAAAGCAACAUUCACAAUGCAAAUGACCAACCAUUGCAGCAAGGUUCUGCAAACCUCAAUGAAGGUGGUCAGAACACUUUAAGGCGUGCUGGGGCAUUGGGUUUUGUGGCUUCAGCUGCCAGUGCAUUUGAUGCUGCAAAGGAUAUAAUGGAGGCUCUUAGGGGAAAGCAUGCUAAUUUGGCCAGUGAACUUGAGGUUCUACUAACAGAAAUUGGUUCAAGGUUUGUCACUCUUCCUGAGGAGCGACUUUUGGCUGUGGUUAACGCUUUGCUCCACCGCUGCUACAAAUAUCCAACAGCUACAACUGCAGAAGUUCCCCAGUCUCUCAAGAAAGAGCUCUCAGGUGUUUGCAGAGCUUGCUUUUCAGCAGAUGCUGUUAAUAAGCAUGUUGAUUUUGUAAGGGAGUACAAACAGGAUUUUGAACGCGAUCUUGAUCCAGAAAGCACUGCCACAUUCCCAUCUACCCUCUCUCAACUGACUGAGCGGUUGAAACACUGGAAGAAUGUGCUGCAAAGUAAUGUUGAGGAUAGAUUUCCAGCAGUAUUAAAGCUUGAAGAAGAAAGUAGGGUAUUGCGAGACUUCCAUGUUAUUGAUGUUGAAGUUCCAGGGCAGUAUUUCACUGAUCAGGAAAUUGCACCUGAUCAUACUGUGAAAUUGGAUAGGGUUGCAGCUGAUAUUCCAAUUGUACGGAGGCAUGGGAGCAGUUUUCGGCGUCUGACUCUAAUUGGUUCUGAUGGUUCUCAACGCCAUUUUAUUGUACAGACGUCUUUGACUCCUAACGCUAGAAGUGAUGAGCGCAUAUUACAGCUUUUCCGUAUGAUGAACCAAAUGUUUGAGAAGCACAAGGAAUCUAGACGCCGUCACAUAUGCAUUCACACACCGAUAAUUAUUCCUGUUUGGUCCCAGGUUCGCAUGGUAGAAGAUGAUUUGAUGUAUAGUACUUUCCUUGAAGUCUAUGAGAAUCAUUGUUCAAGAAAUGACCGAGAGGCAGAUCUUCCAAUAACCUAUUUCAAGGAGCAGUUGAAUCAGGCCAUAACUGGGCAAAUAUCUCCAGAAGCUGUUGGUGAUCUUCGUCUGCAAGCCUAUAAUGAAAUAACAAAAAAUCUUGUUAAUGACAACAUCUUUUCACAGUACAUGUACAAAACCCUACCCAGUGGUAACCAUACGUGGGCUUUCAAGAAGCAAUUCGCCAUCCAGUUAGCUCUUUCAAGUUUCAUGUCCUUUAUGCUACAAAUUGGUGGGAGGUCUCCCAACAAGAUUUUGUUUGCAAAGAACACUGGAAAAAUAUUUCAAACUGAUUUUCAUCCUGCAUAUGAUGCAAAUGGACUGAUCGAGUUUAAUGAGCCAGUCCCAUUCAGGCUAACAAGGAAUAUGCAAGCAUUCUUCUCCCAUGGAGUAGAAGGCCUUAUUGUAUCUUCGAUGUGUGCAGCUGCACAGGCUGUGGCUUCACCUAAACAAAGUCAGCAUCUAUGGCAUCAUCUAGCAAUGUUUUUCCGUGAUGAGCUACUGUCUUGGUCUUGGAGAAGACCACUUGGGAUGCCCAUGGCCCCUAUGGCUGCAGGUGGUACUAUGAGCCCUGUUGACUUUAAACAAAAGGUUAUUACAAAUGUUGAACAUGUAGUUGGGAGAGUUAAGGGAAUAGCACCGCAGAAUUUUUCUGAUGAGGAGGAGAAUGUGAUGGAACCACCCCAAUCUGUGCAGCGGGGUGUUACUGAGUUGGUUGAAGCUGCGUUAAACCCAAGGAACUUGUGCAUGAUGGAUCCGACAUGGCAUCCCUGGUUCUAAGAAAUCUGUACUAGUAUUGUCUGUACAUGUGUAUAUAUAUAUUCUAGCUAAUGUUAGCAAAGUUACUGUUUAUUUUGAACCCAAGUUUGAAUCUUUAACUUGGGUCCCUAUUUUUCCUUCUCUUAAAUUAAAGGUUAGAGUGCAGGAAUAUGACCAAGUAGGUACGUAGAGGGUCAUUGUUUUAUGGAAAUGUACUGGUUUUUUUUUUACCCUUGUGUAUACUAUGUGUAUAACAGUUGUACUGGGUUUUUUUUUACCCUUGUGUAUACUAUGUGUAUAACAGUUUAAAUCAUUGCUUAUUUAAUGUAGUUAAAGUACAACCUAUGCUUA
Medicago truncatula (barrel medic) is the source of this 12211-nucleotide messenger RNA. Its product is annotated as transformation/transcription domain-associated protein. The transcript has 35 exons. Gene Ontology annotation, biological process: regulation of DNA-templated transcription; DNA repair. Gene Ontology annotation, molecular function: protein binding. Bases 275 to 11881 code for a protein of 3868 amino acids. Gene Ontology annotation, cellular component: nucleus; NuA4 histone acetyltransferase complex; SAGA complex. Lineage: Eukaryota; Viridiplantae; Streptophyta; Magnoliopsida; Fabales; Fabaceae. The record is from RefSeq and is a predicted model, not a curated record.